CUAUGAAAGACCUGUCUAUGUAUGCUAGCUUCAUAACCCAUAACUAACUAACAAAAGUGCUUUUCCCAAUUACUUCUUUACACAAAGUAGUAUAUGGAUCUUCAAAACAGCUACAAUUAUAUAUUCACUUUUUUGUAUAACCUUAUGCCUGAAAGCUCCCAUUCCCAAUCACAUUCUUAAAAAGCCUUCAACUGCAUCUAUUUCCAUCUUCAGAAAGAUUCAUGAAAAGCUGAAAAGUAUUUAGAGAGAGAGAGAGAAAGAGAGAAUGCAAAUCUUAAAGAAGUUGUGUCUCAUGAAUAUUCCUGCAAGCUUUGCUCUUCUUCUUCUUCUACCAUUUGCCACUGCUAACAAGAGCACCCAAAACAACAUUCACAAGGUGAGUUCUGAGAUGACACAUGAUAUAGAACUUCAUGGGCUUCUAUUAUGGGCUUCAAUGGGCUUCUUAAUGCCAGUUGGAAUACUCACAAUUAGAAUGUCCAACAGACAACAAACUGGAAGAAGGCUUGAAGUUCUUUUCUAUUUCCAUGCUAUUUUGCAGAUGCUUUCGGUACUACUUGCCACUGUUGGAGCUGUACUCUCCAUAAAAAACUUCGAGAAUUCAUUCAGCAACAGCCACCAAAGAUUAGGCCUAGCACUCUAUGGAGCCAUUUGGAUACAAGCUUUGAUUGGAUUUUGCAAGCCUCGAAGUGGAAGUAAAAGAAGAACAUGGUACUUUGUGCAUUGGGUACUUGGAACAACAAUAUGUAUAGUGGGAAUUCUCAACAUCUACACAGGCUUGAAAGCAUACCACAAGAGAACAUCAAGAAGUAGUAGUUGUUGGAGCAUCCUUUUCACAGCACAAGUCAUUUUCAUGGCUUUCUUCUACCUCUUUCAAGACAAAUGGGAUUACAUGCAAAAGCAGGGAGUGAUUUUGGGAGGCACUGAGACGAUCACAUUCACACCUACUAAUCAACUCUUAUCUCCACAAAGGGACACCCAAAAGGAGCUUUUCACCGACCCAUUUAGGAAAAGCAAUGCACUUGGAAGUUACUUCUCCAGAAGCAAUGCCCUCAGGAAAUUAUUUCAACUAACAUAAAAAUAAAAAUAAUAAAAUAAAAAUAAUAAAAGUUUUCACAUUUUCUAUGAUUUUUCUUGUGUGUAGAAGAGAGCCUUAAAUUCUAAUUUUUGAUGCUUGUACUUUGUAUCAACCAAAGUGCAUUUCUCAGGAAAGUGUGUAUGCAAUGAAGUACAUGCAUCAAAAAGUGGAGUGGAAUAUAUAAUAGUGUAUGCUUUUUUUAUGGUAUUUAUUUUAUUUUGAAAUAUUUGAUUUUAAAUUCAGAUGUAACAAUGUGUAGUAGAUAUGAAAAUGGGGGCCUUAUUGUAAAACAGACAGUUGAUUAGGAGAUGAUUGUAAUCAUGUUUGGUACUACCGUAUAAAAGAUUGCUAUGAGAGACAAAGUGACUU
Cornus florida is the source of this 1444-nucleotide messenger RNA. Its product is annotated as cytochrome b561 domain-containing protein At4g18260. Bases 266 to 1075 code for a protein of 269 amino acids. The transcript is spliced from 4 exons. The record is from RefSeq and is a predicted model, not a curated record. Gene Ontology annotation, molecular function: transmembrane monodehydroascorbate reductase activity. NCBI's taxonomy places the organism in Eukaryota, Viridiplantae, Streptophyta, Magnoliopsida, Cornales, Cornaceae.